Molecule: messenger RNA, 3337 nt
Organism: Eptesicus fuscus (big brown bat)
Lineage: Eukaryota; Metazoa; Chordata; Mammalia; Chiroptera; Vespertilionidae
Gene: ARHGAP4
Product: Rho GTPase activating protein 4
Exons: 21
Coding region: 16-2943 (975 amino acids)
Biological process (GO): negative regulation of cell migration; signal transduction
Cellular component (GO): cytoplasm
Molecular function (GO): protein binding
Source: RefSeq, a predicted model, not a curated record
CGCUGCCCGGCUGCCAUGGCCGCGCACGGGAAGCUGCGCCGGGAGCGGGGGCUGCAGGCCGAGUAUGAGACGCAAAUAAAAGAGAUGCGCUCGCAGCUGAGCGAGCAAUUGCGCUGCCUGGAGCUGCAGGGGGAGCUGCGGCGGGAGCUGCUGCAGGAACUGUCCGAGUUCAUGCGGCGCAGGGCCGAGGUGGAGCUAGAGUACUCCCGGGGCCUGGACAAGCUGGCCGAGCGCUUCUCCAGCCGAGGAGGCCGCCUGGGGGGCAGCAGCCGCGAGUACCAAAGCUUCCGGAAGGAGCCGACCCUCCUGUCGUCCUUGCACUGCUGGGCCGUGUUGCUGCAGCAGACGCGGCAGCAGAGCCGGGACAGUGCGGCCCUCAGCGAGGUGCUGGCCGGGCCACUGGUCCAGCGCCUGAGUCACAUUGCGGAGGAUGUGGGGCGUAUAGUCAAGAAGAGUAAGGAUCUGGAGCAGCAGCUGCAGGAAGAGCUCCUGGAGGUGGUGUCUGAGCUUCAGACGGCCAAGAAGACAUACCAGGUGUACCACACGGAGAGCAUGAAUGCUGAGGCCAAGCUCCGGGAAGCUGAGCGGCAGGAGGAGAAGCGGGCUGGCCGCAGUGCUGCUCCGGCCACGGCCACGGCCACCACUGAGGCAGGGCCCCUGCGCAAGACCUCUGUCAAGAAGGGAUCACGGCUGGUAGAAAAGCGUCAGGCCAAGUUCUUGGAGCACAGACUGAAGUGCACAAAGGCGCGCAACGAGUACCUGCUCAGCCUGGCCAGCGUCAACGCCGCGGUCAGCAACUACUACCUGUAUGACGUCUUGGACCUCAUGGACUGCUGUGACACAGGGUUCCACUUGGCCCUGGGCCAGGUGCUCCGGAGUUACACGGCUGCCGAGAGCCGCACCCAAGCCUCCCAGAUGCAGGGCCUGGGCAGCCUGGAGGAGGCGGUGGAGGCCCUAGAUCCUCCAGGGGACAAGGCCAAGGUGCUGGAGGUGCACUCAGUCGCCUUCUGCCCCCCGCAGCGUUUUGACUACCAGCCCCACGAGGGGGAUGAGGUGGCUGAGAUCCAGGUGGAGGUGGAGCUGCGGGACGAGAUUCUGCCCAGAGCCCAGAAUAUCCAGAGCCGCCUGGACCGACAAACCAUAGAGACAGAGGAGGUGAACAAGACGCUGAAGGCCACACUGCAGGCCCUGCUGGAAGUGGUGGCAUUGGAGGAUGGGGACAUGCUGGACUCCUUCCAGGCCAGUCCCUCCACGGAGUCCCUCAAGUCCACCAGCUCCGACCCAGGUGCUCGGCAGGCGGGCCGGAGGCGGGGCCAGCAACAGGAGACCGAGACCUUCUACAUCACGAAGCUCCAGGAGUACCUGAGUGGACGGAGCAUCCUUGCCAAGCUGCAGGCCAAGCAUGAGAAACUGCAGGAGGCCAUUCAGCGAGGUGACAAGGAGGAGCAGGAGGUGCCCAGCGCCCAGUACACACAGAGAAAAUUCCAGAAGAGCCGCCACCCCCGCCCCAGCUCCCAGUAUCACCAUAAACUCUUCGGAGGAGACAUGGAGAAGUUUAUCCAGAGCUCAGGCCAGCCCGUGCCCCUGGUGGUGGAGAGCUGUGUCCGCUUCAUUAACCUCAACGGCCUGCAACACGAGGGCAUCUUCCGAGUGUCGGGGGCCCAGCUCCGCAUCUCAGAGAUCCGCGAUGCUUUUGAGAGAGGGGAGGACCCCCUGGUGGAAGGCUGCUCGGCCGGCGACCUGGAUUCGGUGGCGGGGGUCCUGAAGCUCUACUUCCGGAGCCUGGAGCCCCCCCUCUUCCCCCCGGACCUGUUCCGGGAGCUUCUGGCUUCUGCGGAGCUGGAGGCCAUGGAGGAGCGGGUGGAGCUGGUGAGCCGCCUUCUGGCGCAGCUGCCGGGCCCGGUGCUGGUCGUGCUGCGUUACCUCUUCACCUUCCUCAGCCACCUGGCCCAGUAUAGCGAUGAGAACAUGAUGGACCCUUACAACCUGGCCGUGUGCUUUGGGCCGACGCUGCUGCCCGUGCCCCCUGGGCAGGACCCCGUGGCCUUGCAGGGCCAGGUGAACCAGCUGGUGCAGACGCUCAUUGUGCAGCCCGCACGGGUUUUCCCACCCCUCACCCUGCUGCCGGGCCCUGUCUAUGAGAAGUGCAUGGCACCGCCUUCUGCCAGCUGCCUGGGGGACACCCAGGUGGAGGGUCUGGCAGGCGAGAACGAGCCGGAGCUGGAAGCUGGGACCCCGGCCCAGGAGGAUGGUGAGGGUGUCUGGAAGGAGGACCCCACCCUGUGGCCCUGCCCUGGGUGCCCACUCCACCCCCCCCACUCAGACCCCUUCUUCUCCUCAGUCCUGGAGGGCGUCGUGGAGGCGGUGGCCUGCUUUGCCUACACGGGCCGCACGGCCAAAGAGCUGACCUUCCAGCGCGGGGACGUGCUGCGGCUGCACGAGCGGGCCUCGGAAGACUGGUGGCGGGGCGAGUGCGCUGGCACCUGGGGGCUCAUUCCGCACAAGUACAUCACGCUGCCUGAGGGAGCAGAGAAGCACGCGGUGGGCCCGGGGCUGCAGGCUGGGGAGCUGCUGAGCAGUGCGGAGGGCCUCCCGGCUGUGGAGAUCACCCAGCGGCCAGAGCUAUGUACCCCACCCGGGGGCUCUUCUGGGCACAAACGGCACUGCUUGGUCCCAACCUCCCCAGAUCGACAUGUGGAGGUGGAUAAGGCUGUGGCGCAGACCAUGGACUCCGUGUUCAAGGAGCUCUUGGGAAAGACUGCCGUCCGCCAGGGCCUGGGGCCAGCAUCCACCAACUCUCCCAGCCCGGGGCCCCGCAGCCCGAAGCUUCUAGGCUGUGGCCGCCUGGGCAAGAACAAAGGCUUCUCCCGCAGCCCUGGGGCGCCGGCCUCACCCUCAGCGUCCCAACCCCCGGGCCUGGACUCACCCCUUAAGCCACACUGAGGUGCUGCUGGCUCCUCAGCAGACACCCCCCUCCCCUCACCCUAAGGGGUCGCCGGCAAGACCCUCCUCCCUCCCCAGGCCCUUUGCUUCUCCCUCGCCCUGUCCAGCAAGCACGGAGCACCUGCUCUUGACCCUUUGCGGAAAGAAGGAUGUGGCUGGCGAACGAUCCCCUGCCUGUCCCAGCCCUGGCUUAGGCCCUUUUGGGAGGCGGCCACAGGAGGCUGGGGGCAGCCCCUCCCCAGCUUGCCUGUGAGGGCUCAUCAGUGGCUGUUGGGUGGUGGGUGCCCUUGCUCAGAUGAGCAGGCCUGCCAGUGCCCAGGCCCUUCUCUGCUUCAACCGAGGGCACAGGACUGGCGGGGGUUGGCGGGCCUGGCAGCCAUUCAUAAAGACUUGA